UUUUUUUUUUCUGACUUCCAGCUUUUUUUUUCUGUUUCUUCUUUCUAUAUUCCCUUUACUUUCUUCUCAUGGCUGCUGUAUUAGUUGAUGAUUAUGGCGGUCACACUACUUCAACACCAAGUACAAAAGAUUAUCACUCAAAUAUAUCAAAUAAAGGAACAACGUCUGGUACAACAUCAAUAUCACCUUCUAUUCAGGAACCUCACCAUCGAUAUCAACAAAAAGUUAUUGGCAAUUAUUCUUUGACUGAAAGUCUUGGGAAAGGGUCUAUGGGAAAAGUCAAACUUGGUGUACAUAAUGUUACAGGAGAUAAAAUUGCUAUCAAGAUUGUACCUCGUGCCAACUUUGCUCAAUUCAAAACAGGUGUUACGAAUAAAACAGAAAAGCAAAUAGCCAAAGAAUAUGCCAGAGAAGAAAACCGUGAAAUGCGAACGAUACGUGAAGCUCAUAUGAUGAUGCUCUUACGACAUCCGAACAUUGUUGGACUCAAGGAUUUGGUAGUGGCUGGACCUUACUUUUAUAUCUUGAUGGAUUAUGUCAAUGGUGGUCAACUCUUACAUUAUAUUGUCAAGCGUCAACGUCUAUCUGAAAAACGUGCUCGCAGCUUUGCACGCCAAAUCGUCAGCGCGUUGGAUUACAUGCAUCGGAAUUCUAUUGUGCAUCGAGAUCUCAAAAUUGAAAAUAUAUUGAUUGACAAGUCGGGUCGCAAAGUGAAAAUUAUUGAUUUUGGUCUCUCUAACUUGUUUUGUCCUGAACGUCAAUUGACUACCUAUUGUGGUUCUCUCUAUUUUGCUGCUCCUGAACUUUUACGUGCUACCCCUUACAAUGGUCCUGAAGUCGAUAUUUGGAGUCUCGGUGUGGUUAUUUACGUGAUGGUGACCGGUUCUGUUCCCUUUGAUGACAAAUCUAUGCCUGGUCUUCAUGAAAAAAUCAAACGUGGUGAAGUCACUUAUCCUGCUCAUCUUAGUGAAGAUUGUCUCGACCUUCUUAAAAGAAUCUUUGUUACUGAUCCUGUUCAACGAAUCUAUUUAUCAGAUAUCAUGCUGCAUCCUUGGAUGAAUCUGGAAUUACCACCUAUUCGAAACUAUCUUCCUAUACGCCAACCAUUGUCUUUACCUUUGAAUCCUCGUAUCAUUGAUCAGAUGUCUCAUGGAAUGGGUCUUGGAACUGCCGAAGAAAUUACAAAAAAAUUAGAUGUCAUUGUACAAUCACCCGUCUAUCGCGAUGCCGCUUUCUUGGUUAGGGAACAUCAAACAAGACCUGCCACUUUGACCAAUGAUUUGACUCAACCUCCUUUUUAUGAUGAUCCUCAAUCGAUUCCUGCUGCCUAUCAUCCUUUGGUCUCAGUAUAUCAUCUGACAGUAGAACGACAACAUUAUUUACAAGAAAUGCAAGCCAUCAAGCCGGUAGUGUCACUAUCUCGCAAAACUUCGGUGGAAUCGGUAUUAUCUAUGGGUGGUACUUCCACUGCUCCUGGAAGUCAAGUUUCACUCAAUAUGAUGGAUGAUCAUCAUGAUGGAUCACAGAAUUCAACUAUGCCUGCAAGGAAAAUUACUGAAGUACCAUUUGGAAAUAUGAUACAACAUUCACCUAGUGUCAAAGGUCUCUCUUCUCAACCUCAAGCGUCCUCUACGUCAACAGAUUAUCUCAGUCGAAUUCAGCGCUGGCUUCGCUCAUCAACAUCACAACAUCAUUUGGACGAACCAUCAUCAUCUCCUACUUCUUCUAUGAAUGCCCAUGGUCAUCAUUUUCAUCAUACAACAGCUUCUCCAUUAACAACCCAAGUUACCAAUGCCGAAGAUAAUGAUGAUAUGAUUGCCGCAACUUCACCCUUGCAACAACAACAACAACAACAACAACAACAACAGCAACAACAUCAUCAUCAUCAACAACAACAGUACCGAUCAACAGGCUCUUCUGCACUAGAGUCAUCUACAACAACAACGGAGGAAUUUCAUGUGCAAGCUACGCCUUUACCAGCGAAAUCACUCUUACGCAAGAUAUCUUACGUAGUAUUGCGUCGUGGUACCUCCAAUAAAAGCAGUAAAAGCAAUGAUAGCGGCGGCAGUAGUUCGGGACAAUUGAAUAUGGAACAACAACAAUUGCAACAACCUUCCUCCUCUACAACAACCACUGCAUCAUCAUCAUCCGGUUCUAAAACAAGUGUACCAACAACGACAUCAGCAGCUAUCAAUGUUCUCCCUGAAUCAUAUAAAGAUCGACCAUUACCUCCUCUUCCUCCAACCAUUGCACCUUCUGCCUCCACCUCCACUACCCUUCGUCCACCAAAGGCAAAAACGAGACUUCAUCGAUCAGCAUCAUCUGCCUCAGCCACCACUACCAUCAAUGCUUUGUCUUCAAAACUAGGUGCUUUACUUAAUCGAUCAUCCUCAUUCAACAAACGUUCACCUCAACCACAUGUCUCUUAGAUUAUUGUACUUUUAUCCUUUUUUUUUUUUUUUU
Molecule: messenger RNA, 2463 nt
Organism: Halteromyces radiatus
Lineage: Eukaryota; Fungi; Mucoromycota; Mucoromycetes; Mucorales; Cunninghamellaceae
Product: kinase-like domain-containing protein
Exons: 2
Coding region: 69-2429 (786 amino acids)
Biological process (GO): protein phosphorylation; microtubule cytoskeleton organization; intracellular signal transduction
Cellular component (GO): cytoplasm
Molecular function (GO): ATP binding; protein serine/threonine kinase activity; tau-protein kinase activity
Source: RefSeq, a predicted model, not a curated record